Molecule: messenger RNA, 450 nt
Organism: Saccostrea cuccullata (small rock oyster)
Lineage: Eukaryota; Metazoa; Mollusca; Bivalvia; Ostreida; Ostreidae
Exons: 2
Coding region: 1-450 (149 amino acids)
Source: RefSeq, a predicted model, not a curated record
AUGUCUGCGGACGACUCUUUUAACAGUGACAGCGACAAUUCAUUACCGGAGCCGAUUAACGAAAUAGAUAGCGGAGAGGAGAAUGAUCAGAGAGAUUGUAUGGGGGUUCGACCUUAUCACUUUGAGCCUCGGAGAGCUGACAGUGUCUCUGGCGUCCGAAACAGCGCGGCUCAAGAUUCCACCCAAGUCAGAGAGGAGGAGGAUCUUUCGUGGUGUACAUGUGGUACAUGUCAACCUAUUGAAGGUCCAGACAACAGGUUUUGCUGUCAAGAAUGUGACAAAACAAAAGCUAAGAUAAAUGAAGGAAAUGAGCUGACCAAGAAAGAUUUUAUUUGCAUAACAUCACAUCCUGGUUUUCAAAGUGUUUGUUUGGAUCCAUGGGUUUUAGAAACAGCAUAUUAUGCUUACAGACAAGAUUGGGGAAGGAUACAGAAACCCCAGCAUCAGUGA